Rhizoctonia solani is the source of this 522-nucleotide messenger RNA. RefSeq names its product endoplasmic reticulum membrane protein. The coding region runs from base 1 to 522 and encodes 173 amino acids. The transcript is spliced from 2 exons. Gene Ontology annotation, molecular function: calcium ion binding. The record is from RefSeq and is a predicted model, not a curated record. Gene Ontology annotation, biological process: endoplasmic reticulum calcium ion homeostasis. Lineage: Eukaryota; Fungi; Basidiomycota; Agaricomycetes; Cantharellales; Ceratobasidiaceae. Gene Ontology annotation, cellular component: endoplasmic reticulum.
AUGAGCGCACCACCAUUGCUCUCGUUCCUCACACCUGCUCCAGCAGUCUUUCCGUCCGAAGAGUACGACGGAUUUCAGCUUCGCUGGAAAAAUGUAGUUUUUCGUCCAGCCGAGUUCAAAUAUGAAGGUUUCAUACUACUCGCAAUAUUCGCGUAUGUAGCACUGUAUUUCUUUGGUUUUCGGCUCAUUUCCAUCUAUGCGGAGCAGUUUAGUCGCCCCGCGAACGGAUCAACACUACUUUCAGAUGGUGCAUCGGAUUAUUUCGCAUAUUCCACCGGGAGGCGUGGGGUUCAUUAUGCGCAUACAAUUUUUACCAUGGUUCCGCGACACGACAUAUUCCAGAUCAUAUACCAAAAACUCUAUGGCCUGAUCGACUUGCAAUAUGCACCCGAAGAUGAGGUUCUGCUUGACAUCAAGCUUCGGGACAAGGAUGGUCUCAAUGGCGAAGGCAAAGGUUUUGUUUGGGGCGUCAUAGCGAAGAAAGAAAUGCAGGCUCUCAGGAAAAACGCUGGGAUCUGGUAG